Lytechinus pictus (painted urchin) is the source of this 5559-nucleotide messenger RNA. RefSeq names its product sorting nexin-6-like. The transcript is spliced from 13 exons. Gene Ontology annotation, molecular function: phosphatidylinositol binding. The coding region runs from base 50 to 1276 and encodes 408 amino acids. Lineage: Eukaryota; Metazoa; Echinodermata; Echinoidea; Temnopleuroida; Toxopneustidae. The record is from RefSeq and is a predicted model, not a curated record.
CACGUAUACGAGCGCGCGCGAGCUCACGCGGCGAAUUGCAAGUGCAGCCAUGAUGGACGGAAUGGAGGACAGCCAAGAUCUCUUGGCAGAGGACCAGGGAAAGACCAGGACCGAGUCUAAUGUUGACUUGAACACAGACACGUCUCUACUAGUCGACAUCUCGGAUGCACUGAGUGAGAGAGAUAAAGUUAAAUUCACCGUCCAUACUAAAACUACCUUACCUGAGUUUAGUGAAAGUGAAUUCUCUGUACAGAGGGAACAUGAAGAGUUCAUAUGGCUACAUACCAUGUAUGAGGAAAAUGAGGACUACGGAGGCAUCAUUAUUCCACCAGCUCCCCCAAGGCCAGACUUUGAUGCUUCGAGAGAAAAGCUACAAAAGCUGGGGGAAGGAGAGGGUACGAUGACCAAAGAAGAAUUCAACAAGAUGAAACAAGAACUAGAAGCGGAAUACCUUGCAACGUUCAAGAAGACGGUCGCCAUGCACGAGGUAUUUCUUCAACGCCUAGCUGCCCACGCUACCCUUAGAAAUGACCAUAACUUCAGAGUCUUCCUGGAAUACAAGCAAGAUUUAAAUGUACGUGGGAAGAACAAGAAGGAGAGGCUGAGUGGGCUCAUGAAGUUUGUCACCAAGUCAGUGGAUGAAGUUUUAGUUUCAGGACAAAAGGAUGUAGAUUCAUUCUUUGAACAUGAGAAGAACUUCCUGGUUGAGUACCAUAACAAGGUGAAAGACUCGACUACCAAGUCAGAUAGGAUGACAAGGUCACACAAAGAUGUAGCAGAUACAUACAUCAAAAUAUCAGGGGGAUUGCUUGGACUUGGAACAAUAGACAAGACAGAGUUAGACAAAUUCUUCAUCAAAAUAGCAGAGACAUUUGAAAAGUUGAGAAAACUUGAAGCCCGUGUUGCCUCUGAUGAAGAUCUAAAGCAGUCAGACCUCCUACGAUAUUAUAUGAGGGAUUCAUCAGCAGCAAAGGAUCUUCUGUACAGGCGCAUGAGAGCGCUUGUCAACUACCAAAAUGCCAACAAGGCACUCGAGAAGGCCCGUAUGAAGAACAAGGAUGUUCAUGCAGCCGAAAGGAACCAGACGGAAGCAUGUGAAAAGUUUGAGAAGAUGUCCGAAGUGGCCAAGACGGAGCUGACAGACUUCAAAGCAAGGAGGGUGAUAGCCUACAGGAAGAACCUUACAGAACUAGCAGAAUUAGAACUCAAACAUGCCAAGGCACAAGUACAACUGCUGCGAAACACCUUAGCAUCAUUGAAAGAAGACAUGCCUUGAGGUUAACCCGCUGGUAAUAAAAAUCAAAUAUGCCCUAUUGAUAUAUAUAUAUAUAUACUCUAUUCUUUUGAAGAUAUAUUAUUUUAUAAAAUGUAAUCGAUCACCAACUGGCAUAUUGAUUUGCAAGAGUACCAUGUCAGUGACACAAUGAACACCUCGGAAUGCCUUUUAGCUUGUAAGCUCUCUUUGUAUAUAGAAUGACAAUGAAAUUAUUGAAGGAUAAGAAUCGUAUUGGAGCUGUUGCAAAUUGACUCACCCUCACUGACAUUUUGUUAUAAACUACUGAAAUCCUUGAAUAUGAUUGGCUCAGAGCAAACUCGUCAGUUCAAAGCACCAUCUAUUUCUUUCAUGUAAUGCUCCUCUUGCAUCAUUCACUAUUUAUGAAUUAUAGAAAGCAAAAUCAUGUUACUAUGGCCACAAGAAAGCUUAAUAUAUUAGUCUUACAUAUUAAGAAUAUAUGAUAGUAAUGAAGUUAGUGUUUAAGGUGAACACUGACCAGCCAUAUUUAGUGUUUAUUUUGAUAUUGGAUUUAAAAAAUACACAAUACUUGUGUUGAUGGCAUUCAGAACUUUUUCCAGAUAUCACCUUUAUUCCCUAACUGAAGCUACCUGCCCAAAUGUGUCAAUACUGUAUUCCCUCUUCUAAAAUAUAUCAGUUUUCAAGACCGCCCAUUACGUAGAUAUAACAAGAAUCAGCUGUAUAAAAGUUCAUACUUUUGUAAGAGAAUGCAUAUUCACUUGGAUGUGAAUUUGAGGGAUUGUAGGAGUGAUUUGGGGUUUCACGUUGACUAGGUUUAUUAAUACCAAAGAUAGUUGCUGUGAAGUAUCUUCUAAGUUGCAGCCCCUUGUCCCCCCUGUCUGUCAAAUGCGGCAAAGCAACGGAAAGUUGUUUGAUUUUUCGUUAAAGGCAGGGCAGUUCAACCAAGAUUUGAUUCAAUAUGGAUGUGAUAUUUGAGAGUUAUACCUUGCUAUCUUGUUUCCAAGCAAUUGUGUUUCUUUGCUAUAUUUUGUAUAACUUCAUCAAUGUCAAAAGAUUUUAUCUUUGGUCGUUCAGGUGAAAGAGAGAGCUUAUGAUUUAAUCAUUUAUUUGUGUUGACAAUAGUUGUUUGCAUAUUAAUGAUUUGAAUUUAAUUCAGUUUUUGUUUGACAAAACGUUCAAAAUUUAUGAAAGACCGCCAUAUUUGUAGAAGUGUAGAUCAUACAAUGACGUAAUUUGUUUUGAUAUUUACCACAUAUAUUGACAUUAUUCAACUUAUUAUUUUAUAUGAAAUAUCUUUCCAUCACUUGUCAUGUGAGGUUUUAAAGUACUUCAAUCAAACAGACCAUCAAACAUUUACAGAAAUGGGAACAAUUCAUUCUUUUUUUAUAAUUUCUGUAAAUGUAUAAGCAAGGAUAAGUUUAUAAUUCAAUAUUUUAAGCUGUAUUUAUAUUGAAGAUGGUGUGCAUCGUGUAUUUGGUGUCAAAAUCCUUGAAAGAAUUUAAUUUGUUCUUUUAAUGGAAAGUUGCUUUUCAAACUAUAUUUCAUCUUUUUUUUGUCUUGUAGCAUAUUUUCAGCGUAAUUGUCUAUUUUGAUAUUUUUGAUACCCGACAAUAAUACAAAUGAUUAUUGAGGAGUCGAAAGUGUACCAUUUUGUUUGUUAAAUUAUUGUGUUCAGGAUGUGUUGAAAUGAUAGUUAUUUGAUUUUUUUGUACUGUAUGAUUGAAAAUUACUUAAUAGUAUUAUUUGAUUGUCAUUUGAGUAUGUGAAAUGUUUGUCUGCACGUUAAAACCCUGUGGUUCAUUCUUAUUACUUCCCCUAUAAUUACAUUCCAUAAUGGUAAGAGAAAGGGAUUUUGAUGUGUGAACAUAAGUUUGAAGUAAAAGUAGUCUUAUGAAACCCAAACCCAGCUACCAUCUUUAAACUUCAUUAACUUGUUUUUGUGUUAGAUAUUACCCAAAGCAUUGGGUAUGAAUUUUUUUUAGACUUAUCUUGAAAUAUAUCUGUUGUACUUUUGUCUCUGUUGUAGUUAUGUCUGUUUUAAAAAUUUACCUGGAACCAAUAUUUACAGUUUGGUUUAUGUCUUUCAGCACAAUGCACCAAACACAUUUAGUAGGUAGGGUUAAAUCACUAAAAGCUUAUUUUAUGCUUAGCAGUUUUCAUAAUAAUUUACAACUCCAUAAUAUAGCUAUUUUCAUAGGAGAGAAAUAUGAAAAAUAAUAGAAUAGAAAUCACUUCUCUUUGAGUCAAGGUUACUAGAAACAGCAGCUUAAGCAAAUGUUUUCAUUUUUUGAGCAUGUGAUGGUAAAUUUCUCAAUAUCUGGUAACGUUACUUCUUGCAAGCUCAUAUUCUAUCACUCAAAAACUGAGCUCUUGUUCAAAUUGAAAAUAUCACGAAGCUCUACAGCAGUGCUUCUCAACCAAGCCACGGGCCGACUGGUUGGCCGCAAAGCUCUCUCAGGUGGGCAGCGAGAAGCUCUAGAGGGAAAAAAAAUAGAGGAAAAACUAAGGUAUAUUUCACAUGUACUAUUUCAUGACCAAAAAUAUUGUUUGAUCGGUCUACGUGGGUCAAACAAAGCUAAAGCACGCUUAGGUAUCAUGCAUGUUGCAAUAUACAUGCACAUUGUAUGAUGAUUUCAAUUGAACUUUGUUUGAUGUGAACCUCAGGCCACAUGUGCAUGCAAAUUGUAGUUGAUAUUGUCGCCCGGACCUUUGCGCUAGCAGUAGUUCUCAAACUGUUUCUAAUGUGCUUCGGAGCUUCAUGUUCAAAUUUCAUGAAACACACUUUCAUAAAAAUGGGCCAUGUUUUAAAGCGAAAGGGUAAGGGAGGAAUCAAAUCUAUUGUUGAAAAGUCUAAGAAGGUAAAUGUAAGAAAAUAUUACCCUGAAUACAUUAUAUUUGAAUUCAUCACGACUGGCUGUGAUGCAAAACCAAAAGCAAUGUGUGUCGAAUGUGCUGAAGUUAUAUUGUCAAAAUGUUAAACCGUCAACGCUUUAGAGACACCUAAACACAAAACAUCAGAAUAGUGCAGGAAAGCCAAAAGAGUAUUUCAAGAGGAAAAGGCUGGAUUGAAUUCACAGCGGAAGAUCUUAAAGUUACGCACUAAUAUGAUCAUUAUCAUUGUUUAUCUUUGAGUCGAGACAAGUAGUCAUAUCGCUUCCUCAAAAUUUUGGUUGGUGGGCCUCGAAAAAAUCUGAGUCAAAGUGGUCCUCGAGUAAAAAAAGGUUGAGAAGCACUGCUCUACAGUGUAUCUUAUCUUGGAAAAUUUAUUUUUUUAAAUAUGUAUCUUUUAGAGGUUAUUGCAGAUUUGUCAAAAUUCUAGAUAGUUAAAAAAGGGAAUCACUUUAUGAUUCAUAUGGGAGAGAUAUAUGAAAAUUUUACAUUUUUUUACUUAAUGUUUUGGGCAAAAUAAGGACAGUAAAAUUUCAGUAUUGUCGUCAAUAGCAGUUUGAAAAUGACAUUGUUGAUUUGUUAGAACUCUAACAUAUAUCUACACUGUAUACAAAACAGGCAUUUAAUAAUUGUAAGUAUAUUUAAAAUUCAUGUAGAAAAUGUUAAGAGUUCAUAUGUAGUCGUCGUAUGUGCCAUUUCAUCUAUACUGUCAAUCUUACAUACAAAAAAAGUGAAGGGGGGAGGGGUAGAAUGAGGGCAAGAUCAGAUCACAAAUAUUGUUAGUGAUUUUGAGAUGUUGGUUUUUCCUAUUACCAGCAGUUUGCACUACAACAUCCAAUGUUUGCAUAUAGUGCAUAUGAUCUUGGGUGGUAUCUUGAAAUUAUUUCAUCUGGGUCUCGUAACACAAAGGUUAGCGAUCGAUUGUACACUUUACUUUGAUGAUUGAUUGUAUGUUGUGGUCAGUGCAAUCAAUCGUGAAGAUAUUCUUCUACGAUGAUUGCUAUUGCUUUGUGUUACAUACCCCCUGGUUAGUCAGGAGAAAAUUAUAGAUUGCAAUUUCAAUUUGAUACUUAAUUAGCUGUAAGAAUGAACUGUAUUUAGCACAUGCUCUCAUUUAGUCUAACUUGUAGUGAUAUUGAUUGGGUGUAACAGGUAAUAUCUGAUAGUUUAGAAACAAAGACACAACUAAUUUCAGAAUACCACCCCAUCUUCCAUAACUAUUGUACAAUGAUACUCAUUGUUGGUACUGUGCUUUUGUGACUCUGUGCACAUUGAAAUUAAAUCUCAAACUAUUUUGAUUGUUCAAUGUUUGUCCUUAUUGUAUAUGCAGCAAUGUUGCAAGGUCAGUGUUAAUGUGUCAUGCUGAUCAAGAUUACGUAAAAUAAAAGAUAUGAAAACACUAUGUACAUCAUAAA